UGCGCGCCUCUCUGCCAUCAGAGGGCGGGUUUGUGUCGUUGUGUGCGCAGCGUGCGGCUGCUGCUGCGGCUUCUAGUGAGAGAAGUGGCAGGUACCCCCCAAAAAUACCUCCCAGCAAAGAUCCAGCGGCUCGGAUGUGACUUUAACAGCUGACCAACCUGUAAUAAACUCCGAUAUAUGUGAAUUUGGCGGCUUGUUUCGCCCCUUUACCAGCUGUUUUAAAUGAACGCUGAGCUCGGAAACAAUAGGACGGACUUAAAAGUACGCAGAAUUGGCUCAAGUAAAGAUGCCUGAGCGGGUUCCGUCGUCGCGAUGGGGCUUGAAUUGAGGAACACGCAUCCCGAAAGAAGAAGUCGCUGAAGUUGAAGACGCGCUCCUUUUGACCGCUGGGAUGUUGUGAACGACGCGUCGUUUGGGACAGAAGGAGCCAAGAAAAAAAAAAAAAAAAAAAAAAAAAAAGGAAAAAGGGGGAACCAUUCAGGGUUGGAGCAGCACCCGGAGGGAUUAUGGCUCUCGUAACGUUUUCUCUCAGCCUCGUCACCCUGGUGCUUACAAACUUGCACCUUUCGAGAGCCAGCAGCCGUCAUGCGGUGUAUUGGAACAGCUCGAACCUGCAGCUUCGGAGAGAGGGAUACACCGUGCAAGUCAGCGUCAACGACUACCUGGACAUCUACUGCCCGCACUACAACACCAGCCAGCGUGGAACCCUGGAGCGCGUGGUGGCCGAGCAGUACAUCCUCUACAUGGUGAACUACCGGGGCUACUACACCUGCAACCCCCAGAUGGGUGUCAAACGCUGGGAGUGCAACCGGCCCCAUGCACCGCAUACGCCCAUCAAGUUCUCUGAGAAGUUCCAGCGAUACAGCGCCUUCUCGCUGGGCUACGAGUUCACCGUGGGCCAGGAGUACUACUACAUCUCCACACCCAUCCACCACCACGGCCACAGCUGCCUGAGACUGAGGGUCUUCGUCUGCUGCUCCACUGCCUCUCAGGCAGAAGACGACUCCAGUCAAACUUCUCCCGACUACACAGUCAGGCCGAACAUCAAAAUACACAACAUUGAUGAAUUUAACCCUGAAGUUCCCAAGCUGGAGAAGAGCGUGAGCGGCAGCAGCCCGUCACGUGAUCGCCUCCUCCUCACCGUGGCAACGAUGCUCGUGCUGGCCGUCCUGUUGUCCUAGCGACCGUCGCAGGGAGCUUGUUGGGCCGUCUUUUCCAAAGGGCUUUGUAUCCCUACAAGUUGUUUUUUUUUUCUUUUGUGUAGAUGGGAUAGCUAAACGAAGCAAACGAAGAAAAGUCAAAGACAAAGAAAAAAGAAGCGAGGCCUUUUUGCUGUCAUAUUUACACCUGCAUCACAUGAAAACUACAAUAUUUCAUGCAGGUGUGGCGACCACAUGGAGAUUACAACCGAUAUUAAGAAUCCAAUUUUUCUCGUGCUGCUCUCAUUGGAUGCAGAUGAGAGAUUUUUUUGUAGCAUGAUAGAGAACAGAAAAUCUGAAGCAUAACUCUCAUCGGAUGAUGAAAGGAAGGUUUUUGUGUUGGCUUUGAAGAAGAUGACAACUUUAAACUCGAGAGUGGAUUUUUUUUUAAGGCUUUGCUGCAUCAAACCGAACUUUGAUGUGGUAAAAAAAAAAAAAAGACAAGAUGGACUUUGGAAACUGUAACAAGGCCUUUAUAUGAUUAGUGAGUAAUCAAAACGACUGUCAUUGUCCUGGACAUUGUAGAAUGUUUUCAUACUGGUGUGUGGUAGCUGCUGGUGAUAAAAGCCCAGGGAAAAGGGUGAGAAUUUAUAAGAAUAUCCAAGGGCCUUUCAGUAAUCCAUUUUCUCCAGACAUCAAAUAUGCUCUGGCUUUGUGAUAGGCACAGAUUCAAAGCCUGCUUUUCUUCGAAGGGUACCGAGUGCCCCUCAGAACUAGUCUUUUGUCUGCAUUUCCUGCCUUCGCACUGUAACAACCCGAGAAAAAUACAGACCCUGGACUAGUAAUUUGACGGCACUUAGACGCACUAGAUGUGGCAUAGACGUGUGUUUUGUUCCGCCGCAUUUACCUCCAGCAAUGGGCUUAGAAAAGUUCCAGAUGUCAAAUCUUUAAAAAAAAAAAAAAAAGAAAUAGAUGAAAAAAAAUGAGGGGGCUGGGGGGAGUCUCCUUGCAGCAAUCAGCACCGCCUCUAAUUUGCAAUUGUUCAGAAACUGUCAGCAGCAACUUGCCCUCUUUUCACUCCCAGAUUACCUGUUUUUUUUUUUUUUUUCCCCUCCACUUCAGGGGCUGGCAGCCAAUCAAGGCUGAUAGCCACUGCAGCAGUCCCAGUUACCACGGAGACGACCCCAUACAGUCGCCAAAGUGCGGCAGGUGCCUGAGGAGAAAUUAUGCUUAGAAUCUCAAUCUGUAGUCAUGGAAGAAUAGACCCAGCAUGAGCAUCCGGAUCAUACGGCGUAUUGUGAGAGCCAUUUUUAUGGAAACAACAAAGUUUUGCUCCCAAGUUUUUUAGGUAACGCUGUAUGAACCAUGGUGCUAGCAUCACAAAGCUCUUAAAGUAAUUGAAGAAAUAUUCUAACCUAAAUGAUAUGAAGAUAUUUUCUAGAUGGUAUUGUUAUCCCUGACAGAUGUAGUACUAAUCGUUAUUACCAACUUGUUUCCUCUGACUGGAACUAAAACUAACACAAUGAAGUGGCCCAGUCAGUUUUCUGACUUGAAUCUCAUAGAGAAUCUUUGGAGGAAACUAAAGAUUAGGGUGAUGGAAACAACGCCUUCACACCUUCAUUAAGUUGGAACUCAACCCAAAGAUUAAUCAUCAAAUUACAUGUGUAAACAUGCGAAAAGCUGGCAAAGCUGGCACUGAUGAGUUAAGUUACAGUAUUUUCUGCAUCCGAUCUUUUUUUAUAUGUAAAGCAUACAAGGCGCAUUGAGCAAAACAAAACAGUCAGAUAAGUCAGUCAUCUCUUACUCUGCGAUGCUCCUGACUGCUGUACCUGUAAUGUAAUGUAACUAAAACAUUUUGACAGAUCACCAUGAGCGCCGUGUACCACAUAAAAUCGCUUCGAGGUCAGUAAGCACAACCAGAAUUAAUCCAUACUAAUUCACUAGAGGGCGCUGUUUUACUCCAGCACAAUGUAUACAAGACCCUUAGGAUUGAUAGGUGCACAGUUGAUUUUUAAAAUAAAUUUAAAGGCUUUUAAGUGCUCCUUUUAGUCCAGAAAAUAUGGCACUAAUUUUCCAUUUUCUAUACCUUCUUAUCCUUAUCGCUGGGCGGGGGGUUGCUGCCAUCUCCAGUAGGAACUGGGCAAGCGGUGGGUUACUCCAGUCCAUCACUAUGGCAUGGCUGUAGUGCCAUAAUUAGAACUAUUACACAGCCAGUGGUGACUACGUCCUUGUCACAGGAGGUUAUCUCUACCCCAAAGCCAACUACUGAUCUGAUUCUUGAUAGGUCGGCAUGGUAACCGAGAGGCCAGUGCCAGUAGAGAAGGAGACUUCUCACUUAAGCUAGCUUUGAAUAGGCUUGUGACUAGUAUACCUAGGAUGGUCUCCUGCGUCUCGUACUUUUUUUUCUUUAAGGAAAACUUUAUCUAAAAAACUAGUUGAUUGCUUGGUUUCUGAUGCCUGCCUAUCAUAAAUCAGACCAGUAGCUGGAUAUGGUCACCUGUGAUGAUGGGAGUAACCACCACUGGGUGGGAAAUGGUCUUAAUGUUGGCACUAAAACUGCACCAUACAUCACAGGGCAACGGAAGCUGUGCAAGACCAGGAUUUGAACCCAGGACCUUUUUGCUUUAAGGGAACAGUUAAAUCAACUUUUCCACCAUGCAGCCUCCUACUGCUGCUCCUGCUGCAACCACAAACCAUUGUUAAAAUUGUUAACCUUCUUUUUUACAAUGGUAUUUUGACAAAUGGAUUAUGAGCUCCAAGUCUUUAAGUUUGGAAAACCUCCUUCCCAUAACUGACCACAGACUCUCUGUCAGAUUCCACUUCAUUAACAUUAUUUCUAGUAAAAAAAAAAAAAAA
Messenger RNA from Poecilia latipinna (sailfin molly), 3995 nucleotides. Its product is annotated as ephrin-A3-like. The record is from RefSeq and is a predicted model, not a curated record. Bases 507 to 1181 code for a protein of 224 amino acids. Lineage: Eukaryota; Metazoa; Chordata; Actinopteri; Cyprinodontiformes; Poeciliidae. Gene Ontology annotation, molecular function: ephrin receptor binding. Gene Ontology annotation, biological process: axon guidance; ephrin receptor signaling pathway. The transcript has 5 exons. Gene Ontology annotation, cellular component: plasma membrane.